Messenger RNA from Rhinichthys klamathensis goyatoka, 1182 nucleotides. RefSeq lists its product as uncharacterized. The transcript has 9 exons. NCBI's taxonomy places the organism in Eukaryota, Metazoa, Chordata, Actinopteri, Cypriniformes, Leuciscidae. The coding region runs from base 1 to 1182 and encodes 393 amino acids. The record is from RefSeq and is a predicted model, not a curated record.
AUGCCCGACCCUCCUGCUCCCGAAUCAGAGUACACAGAACAUCCUCAAAGAGUCCUCUCUGAGGAUGAUCUGGUCGGUGAUGGCAGAAUGGAUUCUCCUGGUCAUUGUGCACAGUUCUGCACAUACACCACAAUAGAACAAGACUCCAGAGAUGUGGUCCACAUUGUUUCUGUUGAUAAACGCGAAACAAAUAAAAACUCAGUCAUCAUGGAGAAGGAGUGCUUUGUGCGCACAAUGGAUGCGCUCCUUCCAGAGCUUUCUAUAAAGGAAGUGGUCACUGAUGCCCACCCACAAAUCACCGCAUUACUGAAUACGGAGCGUGGCAAAUAUAAAGCGUGGGGUAUUCAGCACUCAUUGGAUAUCUGGCAUGCAGCCAAGAGCCUUAGCAAGAGGCUUCGACGGGCUGGGACUAUGAAAAGUCAGAAUGGGAUUCUGCCAUGGAUCAAGGACAUAGUCAACCACUUUUGGUACUGCAGUAAGCAUGCGGACACCGAGGAGCAGUUCAAGAUGAUGUGGGUUGGUGUACUUCACCAUGUGUGCAAUGAGCACUCCUGGGCAACCAGUUGCUGUGAACAUGAGCCACUGGACGAAGACAGCCAGAACAAGCCUUGGAUCAUACAAGGUUCAGCUGCUCAUAAGGCACUUACUGCUGUUGUCCUUGAUAAAAGAUGGCUGACCCUGGUGAAAAAAUUCCUAAACUUCAGGACCACAUCUGAUUUGGAGUCAUUCCAAAAUCACAUUUUGAUGUAUGCAGCAAAGCGCAUGGCCUACACUCCAUUUGUAUACAAAACCCGGACAUUGCUGGCAGCCAUUGAUUAUAAUAAACACAAUCAACGCCAGCCUGCACGCAAACCAGAUGGACAGAAAAUAAUGACUAACGACAAACACAAAUGGUUCGUGCUCUCUAGUUACAGACGGAAGUACAACAAGAAAUCAAAGAGCUGGAGCGUUUACACAAUGAAGGUGAAGAAGCAGUACACGUACAUUCCAGAGAUCCAGAGGGCCAUUCUUGCCAGGAGACUGGGAAGUGGGUCUGGACUUCCCCACAGACAGACACUAAGGCAUGAUGACCCAAGGCGUCUGGGUGUACUUGCUCCACAACAGCCACCUCCCACAUCAGAACUAGUGGCGAUUCAUGUCUCACGAGGGGACAGUGGUCCCAGAGAAUUGAAGGACAAUUGA